Vicia villosa (hairy vetch) is the source of this 732-nucleotide messenger RNA. RefSeq lists its product as uncharacterized. The coding region runs from base 173 to 379 and encodes 68 amino acids. The record is from RefSeq and is a predicted model, not a curated record. The transcript has a single exon. Lineage: Eukaryota; Viridiplantae; Streptophyta; Magnoliopsida; Fabales; Fabaceae.
AAUUUGAUUAAAUUUCUCCACCGCAAUAUAAAUUUUCACACUAUGCAAAGAAUAACAAACCCCUCAACACAUCUAUUAAUUAUCCUAAGCUGUCAGUACCACAAUUCAGAGACAGAAUCUAUAUAAAUUAGAACUUGUGGUCACAAUAUUUUUCUUAUCUUGAGAUACACACAUGACUUGUUUCUGCUUCCUAGUUGAUCAGAGAAUAAUUGUUCGACGGAGCAAGCCGGUGGCAGGAACCUGUUCUCGGUGUUGCAAAGGUGCAAGUGUGGCUGAUAUGAUUACACAAACAAGAUUUUGCUAUGUUCCUUUCUACUGUAGUUCUUGGAAAGCUAUUGUAUGUACUUUUUGUGGAGCUAUUCUCAAAUCUUACAGAUAAACAAACAACAUCACCAAAUUAUUACCUAAUACUGUAUUUAUUAAAACUUGUAUACACUAUACUACUAUAGUAGAUUUCUUCUGUAUUAAGAGAUUUGACAUGAAUUUCAUGUAGUGACUUCUUGUUUUAAAUCAAGCAACACAACAAAAUAUACAAAAAAUUAUGCAAUGAAGUAUUUUGAAAAUUGAGAAACACUUGUUUUUCCAUUUCAAUACGCAACGACAUAUCAUAGAAGCUACGGUCCCAUAGUCUUUUCAAUGAUUUUAUCAGUGUUAUGCUUAUAUAGGAUAAAAAUACCGAUGGAAAGAAGAGGCUGCAAUUGUAUCUCACAUGUAUAUAGGAUAUAAAAACGA